Molecule: messenger RNA, 700 nt
Organism: Hypomesus transpacificus
Lineage: Eukaryota; Metazoa; Chordata; Actinopteri; Osmeriformes; Osmeridae
Gene: cxcl12b
Product: chemokine (C-X-C motif) ligand 12b (stromal cell-derived factor 1)
Exons: 4
Coding region: 128-442 (104 amino acids)
Biological process (GO): defense response; immune response; axon guidance
Cellular component (GO): extracellular region
Molecular function (GO): chemokine activity; chemoattractant activity
Source: RefSeq, a predicted model, not a curated record
CUCUCCCUCUCUUAACAGUCUGAGGAGGGGACCUGCUUGUCACACGCUGUCCUGGAUUGUAGCGGUGAGCAGACUGAAACCUCCAGCCUCCUGUUAGUCAGAGAAGAAGCAGACCCCAACACCUACCAUGGAUGUCAGACUCCUGUCCCUGCUAGCCCUGCUGGCUGUGGUGGCCGUGCAUGUACCAACCACCACCGCCAAGCCCAUCAGCCUAGUGGAGAGGUGCUGGUGUCGCUCCACUCUCAACACGGUGCCCCAGAGGUCCAUCAGGGAGCUGAAGUUCCUCCACACCCCCAACUGCCCCUUCCAAGUCAUUGCCAAGCUGAAAAACAACAGGGAGGUGUGCAUUAACCCGGAGACCAAGUGGCUGCAGCAGUACCUCAAAAAUGCUAUUAACAAGGUGAAGAAAUCCAGAAGACGUAACAACAUCAGCAACAACUAAAGGGGGAUAAACAGUACUCGGCGAGGGCAACCUGGCAACCCCGUGUCACCACCCCCCCCUCCCACCUCUCCCUACCUCCAUAGAUACGCAACACACAUCGUGUAUAGUCCACCUGUCUGGAUCACUUCCUGUCCCAGGCCUUCACCACCUCUCGACCACACAUCCCCUGCUGCUACACACCAAGCUUCCUCACCCCCCCCCCGCGGCCUCCUCCUCUUCCUCCUCUUCCUCCUCUUCCUCCUCCUCCUCCUCUUCCUC